This is a messenger RNA of Plasmodium gonderi, 9054 nucleotides long. RefSeq names its product transcription factor with AP2 domain(s). NCBI's taxonomy places the organism in Eukaryota, Apicomplexa, Aconoidasida, Haemosporida, Plasmodiidae. Bases 1 to 9054 code for a protein of 3017 amino acids. Gene Ontology annotation, biological process: regulation of DNA-templated transcription. The transcript has a single exon. Gene Ontology annotation, molecular function: DNA-binding transcription factor activity. The record is from RefSeq and is a predicted model, not a curated record.
AUGAACACAAAGUACAGUUUCGGAAAUAUAAACAUCGAUUGUCAUGUAUCAAUUGAAAACGAAAAUUUGGUUAACACUCAGAAUCAAAGUGCAAAUAUAUCGAAAUAUGUAGCAUUUGAGAAUAACAUAUUUAGUGAACCUAAUAUAAAGAAUAAUAAGAUGAACUGCAAUGAUAAAAACGCUGAAAUGUAUAACAAUACUUGUAAUAUAUUACAUAACAAAAGCGUUCAAAAUGAAUUGAACGCACAAAAUGAGUUGAACACACAGAAUGUGAAUCAUAUGAAUAAUGCAACUAGAGAGUUUUAUUAUAACCAAUUGAAUAACAAAAGGCAGGGAAUCCAGAACAAACGGCUAGAUGUACAUUUACCAAAAAGUGUGAACUAUGAAAACAGUAAUAUGAAGAAAUUUGAAACUGAUAUAGAUUUUACAAAAUGUACAAUGUAUAAGGAUAUGUAUAUUGGUCAGUGUAAUAAAAAAAAAAAUGCUAGAAUUAUGAAUAUCGCAACAUAUAAUAACUAUACAAAUUUUAAUGAUAAUAUAGUAAGCAGUAGUGGAAUAUCUAAUUUUAUAAAAAAUUCAACCGACAAGGAACCAAUGAAUGGAAGUAAACACCAGAACAUUUCUGCAGAGGACAAUCACAAUUACUGCACGAGGGAGAAGGAGGGUAAUAAUCAUUUUUCUUUUUAUAACGUUAAAAAGAAUUAUAGCAAUGAAGAGAUUUAUAGUACGCAUCUUCCUAAUGAAAAUAUAAAUAAAAUAUUGGAAAAUACAUCGAAUCAUACAUUGGGCAUAAAUUUUAAUGGUAGCAAUAGAACGGAAAAUAAAAUGAUUGAAAUGAGAAAUACAUACUGUAAUAAAGAAAGUGUUGCUUCAGAUGAAUUUAAUUUUUCACAUUUUUGCAAAAGCAAAUCUAAUAUUGAAACAACGUAUAAAAAUGGAAGAAUUAAGCAAAUCCGUGGACCUGACACACAUGAAAAUAGAUCGAAUAAUAACUACCUAGUAGAAACAGCUGAUUACAAAAUUAAUGAAAAUAUUAUUCAUAAUAUGGAUGUGUUACCUAGUGAGAAAGGGCAAAUUUUAGAGAAGAAAUUUUGUACAAUUUUAAAUUGUCAUAAUGAGAUAGACAAUUGUACUGCAAAGUGUGGAUAUAACGAAAUGAAUAGUUUAUUACAGAAUAAUAUUAUUUAUAAUAACAUAAUAAAUAACAACAUAAUUAACAAUAACAUAAUUAAUAACAACAUAAUUAAUAACAAUAUAACUAAUAAUAGCAUAACUAAUAAUAGCAUAACUAAUAAUAGCAUAACUACUAAUAGCAUAACUAAUAAUAGCAUAACUAAUAAUAGCAUAACUAAUAAUAGCAUAACUAAUAAUAGCAUAACUAAUAAUAGCAUAACUAAUAAUAGCAUAACUAAUAAUAGUAUAACUUAUAAUAGCAUAACUAAUAAUCAUUUUAUCCAAUGUUUCAAUAAACAAAUAAAUAAAAAUCUUAAUUCAAAUAUCCUAAAUCAGUGUAUAUCUAACGUUAACAAAGGGAUAAUUUACCCUGAGGAGUAUAAGAAAAAUAUUCCUUACUAUAUUGAUAAUUGUCGGGCGGAUUAUCUCAUGAAUAACAAUGUGGAAAGGAGAAAACAUAUCAGUUCUGAGAAUGACAGGGGAGAAUUACACAGUAGUAACAUCUGCAGGAUAAUAAAUAAAGGAAUUAAUGAAAACUUAUCAACAAAUGAAGAAUUUUCUGUAGUUUCUAACAUUAGAAGAAGUAUGAGUAAAGAGUUUGAUGAAAGAAACUUGAACUACAGGAAUAAACUAUCAUUUUUAGAAUGUUUCGAGAACGUAAAAAAUUACUUAAAUACUGAGAAUUGUGAAAAGUUUUUAAUCAAUAAAUUGAACCUAUCGAAUGAAGAACAUGCAUCAGAUAUUAACAAUAGCAGCUGUAUGGUCAUACCAUUCCACCGUAAUUGUAUUAAUAACAACUUGGUGCAUACAUCUUCCCAUUGCUUUAUCAAUUCUGAGAAUAUGUAUAUAGAUUCAAAAAAACAAAUUGCAAAAAAAAAAGGAAAUAAUGAGAUUAAAAAUAGGGAUACUCCUUUCUUGAAAUCGUCUGAAGUAUCCAAUUCAGAGAAAUUAUCUAAUCUGUAUAAAUUGAAUUGUGAUAAUGUAGAUGAUAGUAGGAAAAUAACAAGUUCCACUAAAUUGGAUAUGCAAAAUGGUGUUUGUGUGCUUACAAAUAGAAAUACAAUUAAUAAUGAAGAACAAAAUGAAAAUGAAAUUGUGAAACAAAGCAUAAAUCGGAAUCAUCGUAACUUUAACCCUGAUAACAAUCAGGGUAUGCCGAAUUUAAUUUCUAAUAUAAACGAUAAAAAGGAAAAUCAUAUGUUGUGCAGUUAUAUAGAACCCGUGUCUGUUAACCAAGUGGGUAAUAAUGAGAAAGCAAAGAAAUCAUGUAAUUCAGCCAAUAAUACAAGCAGAAUUACACAAGUAGAUGAAUAUAGAAGAAGAAUUCCUCACCCCUUAAAUAAUAUUCACAUUGAUCAUGUGAAUAAGUGUAAUGAACAAAUAAAUCACAAAUUCAAUUUAGGAAAUGUGUAUAGAGAAGAACAUGUGAAUAAUAACAAUGGUAGGGGGGAAAAUAAUACAAUUAAGGAGUGCAAAAAAAAAAAAAAAAACAUUAUUCAAUCGAAUUAUGUAAGUCACUAUGGAGCUAGUAAAGGUAAAAAUAACGUUAAUAUUAACCAAUGGAAUGAAGUUAUUAGUAUGAAUAAUAAUUAUAUUAUAAUGAGCAAUUCAUGUGAAAAUAAUGGAUCAAGUUGUUACAAAGAAGAAGUUCAUGAGAAAAUAUGCAAGACACAUGAAGUGAAUUCGAAUGAAGAGAUGCAGACAUUGAGAAAAUUAACAAGUACGAAUCUGUCCAAUAUGAACAUGUUUACUAAAUAUCCCAUGAAGGAAGAAGCAGGAAACAUUAAAAAGGAGAUUUGUCAUCAAAAGGUUAUGGAAAAAGAUGUAAGUAGCGACAACUCAGAGUUAAUAUGCAGUCAUGGUGCAAGCGCAGAAGAUGCUACAACAUAUUCGAAUAUCCAAAUGAACAAUAAUCUGUGGAAAUGUAGGAUCGGAAAUAAUGAACAAAUAGUGAAAAAUGAAGAAUUGACUAUUUUGAAGAAUAUACCUAAGUUGAGGAUGGUAUGGGAAACUAAGGGAAGUUUCACGUUUGAUACAGUUAGUAAUAAUAAUUGUAAAAAAUGUAAAACAUAUGAAAUAUGUGGCUCGUUUUAUAAACCACAUGAAAUGCACGACGAAGUGGGAUUUUGCACAUUUUAUUUCCCAGAAAAAUUGCCUGAACGACCCUUAAUCAAUGAAGUGGAAAAAAAAAAAGAAGGAAUUUUCGAAAAGAAAAAAUUUUUAAAGGUAGAUAAAUCAAAUAACCGGAUUAACAAAACAAUGGGCAACAUUAGCAUAGUUAUGAAAAAUGAGUCAUCAAAUUUGAGUGCAGUAAGUGAAAUGGAAAAUAAAGAAAAAAAAAAAAAAAAUUCUACAUACCCAUUGUGCAGAACAGUAUCACUUGAAGGGAGUCACAAUAAUAGAAAAAAAAUUCAUCAGAAAAUUAUUGGCAACAAUUAUUUUUGUAUCGUAGGUGAGGAAAAAACAAAUCACGACAAUUUUGUUGACCAUUUUAAAAACUUACAAGAAAAAAAAAUUCAUGAUCAUUGCUUCAUGCACGUGAAGAAUGGAAAUAGAAGAGAAAUAAAUGAUCGUAUGAAUGUCAUUAAUAAUAGUCACUUCAUCGAUAGUAGAAAAACUAGCAUUAUAGUUAACAGCAGUAACAGUACUUUGGGUGACCGUUGUUAUCCCCGGAAUCAGCAGGAAAUAGAGGAACGAAAGGGCUUACCUGGGGAGUUGGAUUUUAUGAAUCACAUUUCUGAUAAAGCAGAAGAAUUCAUUAGGAAAGAUGGGAGCAAAGUAUUGUCAAAUGAUUGCGAUACGUUAAAUGGCGCAUUAAACAUAGCCAUGGUGGAACAUAUAGAAAGAAAUAAAGAAUUUGAUAAUAAAGAGAAUAAAUUAAAGGAUGAUAAUGGAAGUGAAUAUUUAGUUACUGAUGAAUUGUUAAUUCAUGAAGGGGAUGCUUCACUAAGAAAGGUUAUAUUUCGUCAUGACAGCGACUCUAAUGGAAGUAAUAGAAGCAAUAAUAGUAGCGGUAAUAGUAGCGGUAAUAGAAGCAGUAAUAGUAGAAGUAAUAAUGCUCAUAAUAAUAAAAAGGAUAAUAACAACGCUGGCAUAAUUAUUGACAACACAAAUGAGGGGAAAAUGAAGAAAAAAGAAAAUAAUUUGGGUGCACCUUGUGAUCGUAGCAAUGCUGAUAAGAACAAUGGACAGAGCAUAGAUAAUAUUACCAUUUAUGAUAAUCAAAGGAUAUAUAAUAACGUAUUUAUUACACACAAUGACAUAUCAUCAACCUAUAAUAAUUCUGUUACUGCUGGUGAAGUCAACUUAAGUGAUACUCCAGGUAUUUUGCUUGAGCAGGGUGUUAAUAGGAGAAUAAGCCCUAACAACAAUGGUGAUGCAAAUUUUAACAACAAUGGUGAUGCAAAUGUUAACAGCAAUGGUGAUGCAAAUUUUAACAACAAUGGUGAUGCAAAUUUUAACAACAAUGGUGAUGCAAAUGUUAACAGCAAUGGUGAUGCAAAUUUCAACAGUAGUGGUGAUGUAAAUCUUGACAGCAGUGGUGAUGUAAAUCUUGACAGCAGUGGUAAUGCAAAUCUUAACAGCAAUUAUAACUAUACUAUUUGUAAUAAUCGCUCUGUAUGCUUUAAUUGCAGUAGGAAGGUUGCUGUUGACACUUGCUGCAAAUUAAGUGAGGAAUGUAUAUCAAGCACAUUCAACGGAAUUAAUAAUCCAAGGAAUUAUGUUUGCAGCCAUGUUCUUGGAAAUGGGAGGGAUAUUAACAAGAACAAUGAUGAUCAUAAUAUUUUUCUGCACACAAUCGAGGGGAACUUUGAAGGAAAAGUAAGUUCCUGUAAAGGAGAAUUCAGCACGGCAUCAUCCAGUUGCUCAACCCACGACAAUUAUGAAAAUAAUCACGAGGAUUUUUCGAAGAGUUACAACGUGAGCCCGUGGAGAAAUAUAAGCAAAGGGAACUAUUUCAGGAAUGCAAGCAAUUUUGACACCAUAAACGGUAUCAGCAGCGUCAGUACGGCUAGCAAUAUGAACAAUAUCAGCAGCGUCAGUACGGCUAGCAAUAUGAACAAUAUCAGCAGCGUGAGUACGGCUAGCAAUAUGAACUGUGUGAACGGGGGUAGCAACUUGAACCCCCCCUAUUUCAUUAGAAUAAGUCCCCAAACGGACAAGAUCAAUGUAGUUGAAAAACAGGCUAACGAUUAUAUUCUAUACAACUAUUCAAAGAAAACAAAUGAUGAAGAACACAUGGAGGAUGAUAAUAAGUACGAAAGUUCCAUUUUAAAUAACAAAGUGAUAGGGGAGCGUGGAAGUACAUAUCCAUUUGGUUGCCAAGAAAACGUACAGAGAAUGAGCACUUUUAAAAUAUGUAAUGCAGUGAUAAAUUGUGAAGUUGCUAAAUGUACAAACAGAACUGUUAUAAGCACUUGUCACACGAAUAAUAGAGAUUUCCCAGUUGAUAAUUUUAUAAAUAAUACCAUAAUAAAACCAUUUAACAGUGAAGGAAAAUCCAAUAAGUGCAAAAAUAAUUUACAAAUGAAUGCGCCAUCAUCCGUUUUGACUAACGUAGCUGUAAAAAAUAAUAUAGUGAACCAUACUUGUAAUGUCAAUGAACAUACAUAUGACAGAGGAAAGGGAAGAAAUAUACAAAAUAUAUUAUCUCAUUAUAAUAUCAUAAUUAAUAGUAGUUAUAAAAAUGCAAAUGAUGAUAAAGCAAUAAAUAUGUGUAAUGAUUCUUCUAAGAAUAAUUGUACGAAUAGAAGAAUGCAAAAAAAAAGAAGCAAUGGCAUCAGAAAGAAACUCCCUGAUAUUGUUGAUAAGAAUGAGGAAAUUAUUUUAAAUAAAUCUCUUAACACCGUUAUGGAUGAUGCUAAGGCUAUAAAUAUGCAAAAAAAAGUUAAACAAAGAGAGUUCAAAAAGGAAAAGGUGGAAUUUUAUGAGAAGCUGAAAUAUUUACCAAAAAUCACUGGGGUAAGUUAUGACAGAAAACAGAAUUUGUGGGUAUCUCAUUGGAGGGCAAAUUGUAAAACUCUUCAUAAAUAUUUUUCAGUCAAAAAAUACGGUUUUCAAAAUGCAAGGUUGUUAGCUAUCACUUGUCGAAAUCAAAACGUGAGGUGCACAUCCCUGGAAAGAGGAAUUAGUCAUGACGCAAGUGAGACUUUGUUUACGAAAUUGAACGAGAUGAACUGUGCAAAUGACGGGAAUAUCUCGCUUGGAAACAUUGUAAAUUCUCCAUUUCCAGCAUUGGAAAAUAUGCCCAGUGAUAAAAACCAAUCAACCAAAAAAAAGCAGAAGAGGAGAAAGAAACAAUCAUUCACAAAGUUUGUUUCUCCAUGGAACAAUGUUGAAAACGCAUGUAGAAAACAAGGAAAAGAAGGAAUUGAUAUCUUGAACAGAUAUUCACAAAAGUUUAUUGUACAAGGGGAUAUCCCACAAAAGAUUGAUGAUCCAAACAGUGCCAAUUUGAACAGUGGGUUAUUAACCCCAAAUGAAGUAGAUGUGGAAGACCAUGUCAGAGAUAUCAUUAACCCCUUGUUGAGCUAUCAAUGUGGAUCUGAUGCGCACAGCGUUGAAAGGCAUAGGUAUUUGGAAGAAAUGUUAAUGGGAAAUGAAUUCAUUUUAGAAUGUCCAGAUAAAAAUGAAUCAAGUGAGGCCAACUAUAAUAAGAGAAAAAUGCAUUUUACUAAUUUGAUGAAUAAAAAAAGAAAUGAAUCAGUGAUAAACGGAAAUAGAAAUGGAAGUAAUAGUAUACAAAAUCAUCAAAAAGAAAUGGAAACAUAUGAACACCUCAAUAUGAAUGCAAAACGUGAACAGAAUAUGAAUAGUAACUUUAUGAACAAUAAAGAAAAAAUAAAGAAUGAAAAGAUGGAUGAAGCACAUGAUACAAGAAAUAAGCUGAUAAACACAGAAUUGCAUAAUAAACUAAUAAAUAAUGAACUGUAUAACAAAUUGAUAAAUAAUCAACUAAGUAAUGAUAGAAUAAAAAACAGUAAUACCUAUUUUAAUUUAAUUAAUAGAAAUUUAUACAAAAGUAUAAUAAACAACAAGUUAAAUGCACAACUAGAAAAGAGCGAACACGUUGCUUAUAAGGAAAAUGAAAAUUCUUACUCGAAUGAACACUAUAAAAAAGGUAUUCCUUGUCAAGAAGUUUCAUUUUCAAUCAAUGAAGAAUUUUUAAAUAAUGAAUCAGCCCACUAUGAGAACAUCCACAACGUGUACUUAACAUGUGACAGUAACGGAAAUAACCACAUCAUCAAUGACACUAACAAAAAUAACAGUAACCCUACUUUUAAUAUCGACAAUUCUGUAAGAAAUAGCAGUGCCAUGGUCCCGAUUAAAUAUGCAAGUAAUAAAUUCACUGUGUGCGUAAGGAAUAGUGAACAUACACCGAAUGAUUAUAAUGUGGAUAGUAAUGACAAGAAGAAUAAUAACAGUAACACUUAUGACAACAGCACUAGCAGCAACAAUAAUAAUAGUAGCAGUAGUAAUGACUUAUCCAUUGAUAUGAAUUUGUCGGGUGCAUCGGGCCCCACUGUGCAAAGUUAUGCCGAAAUUUCAGAUAGGAAUAAUUUUCAAGAACUUUUGAAUUCACAAAGUUGUAGGGGUUCCAUGAACACGAAGUGCAAUCGGAAUUUCAAUGACGUUGAAACGAAGGAGGAAUCAUAUUUUAUUGGAAAUUGUGAAUUCACAAUAAAUAAUUUGAAUAUCGAGAGUGACAAAUAUCUAUGUAGUGAUAAUUCCAUAUUUCUUAAUAACAGCUUGGACGAUGGAAAAAAUAGUAUCGAUAGCAACAGUCAAAGUAGAGAAAUAGACAUGUGCCACACCUUGCUUAAUAACCACAAAAUGAAGGAGCCUGUAAAUCCGUAUCACAAUAUUGAAACGUUUAUUAGCAACCUUGGGAACAACAAUAAUAAGGGCCUUACGCAUGGCCAGGGAGCCGUAGCGAAUCAUAUGGCCAUUGAAAGGAAGUAUUCUUUACCCAUCAGAAAUAAUAGCAAGUAUAGCAAUAGGAAAAGCAGCAAGAACAGCAAUAAGAACAGUAAUGGGAUUAGUAAUAAUAAAAAUAAGAAGAAUGAUAGCAAGCAGCAAAACAUUAAUAGCAAUAACAUUAGUAACAGUAAUAAUAACAACAACAAGAACAACGUCAGUAACAGUAAUUAUAGCAGUACCAAUAAUAACGUUAGUAACUCUUAUCAUGAGAAUAUUAGCAAGGAUUAUCGCAACAACAUUAGUAAUGGUCAUCAUAACAGUAUUUACCAUGGUGACAUGCUUCGUAAUGGAUGUAUCAUGCUAAAGGGAAAAAGUUCGUCUAACAGUGAAAUUGCUGUCAAUGAGGCAUUCGAACAUGAACACAGUAUUAAUUUGGAAAAUGCUGAUCGGUAUGCAGGCCGAUUUGAUGAUGGCCAUAAAUACAAAAAUAGAAACAAUUCAAAUGUGGAAAGUGCAAUUGUGCAGGAAAGCUAUUUGUUAAAUGAUCAAAUUGGAAAUAUGGUUUUGGAAAGGUCGUGUUCAGCGAUUAGUCAAACAGAGGGAGAAUAUGACAAGAACGGAGAAGGGAACCAAGAGACAAACCAAUACAAUUCGUUGAACCAAAUAGAGGAGGAAAAGAAGAAACUUAUGAUAUCAAAGAUUACAACAAAAUAUAUACUGAUUGAUAUUAAGAAUAAAUGCCUGAAAAACUGUUCUAGCAAUUUUUUAAAAAAUUUUCCAGAUAUAAAAAAUGUUAUUAACAAACACAUAAAUAAAAUCUCAGAGGCAAAUUCAGCACAUACUAUGAAGCCAUAUAUCCAGCUAUUUAGUAACCUGUUGGAAAAAAGAAAAUUACUCCAUAUGCUGACUCCGGAUGCACAAGAGAUGUACAUAUAUAGCUUACAAAACAUGCCACUUUAA